AUGACUUUAUCACACACAGUCAAUGCAGGCGAUGUAAACAGUUCUGCGAAAACCGUGAUUGCGAACGGGCAACAAACAAUGUGGCGCCAUUAUUCUCUGACCAUUUUCCUUCUCCUGGUUCUGGGCCUCUGCCUAGGAUCGGGAUUCGUCUUCGCCCAACCCGAAGGACGCGUGGUGGGCGGCACGGCGGCGGCGGCCAACAGUGCUCCCUACAUAGUGUCCAUGCAGUAUGGAGGCACCCACUACUGCGCUGCCAGCAUCCUGAACACCAACUGGCUGGUAACUGCUGCUCACUGCCUGGCCAACAGAAACCAGGUCCUUGGAAGCACCCUGUUGGCGGGCAGCAUUGCGGUGGCCGGAACAGCAAGCACCACCCAAAAACGCUCUAUAACAUACUUUGUGAUCAACGAUCUGUACACCGGCGGAACCGUUCCCUACGAUAUCGGUCUGAUCUACACACCCACCGCUUUCGUUUGGACCGCUGCAGUGGCUCCCGUCAAGCUGCCAUCGGCCGGAGUGAGGCCAACUGGAUCGGCCAACCUCUUCGGUUGGGGCAGCACCAGCAAAACCAACAGCCCCGCCUAUCCCAAGACCCUCCAGGAGGUCAAGAAUAUUCCCAUUAUUAGCCUUGAUUCCUGUGCGAAGGCGUUGGGCAGCAAGGGAGCGGAUGUGCACACCACGAACCUGUGCACGGGUCCUCUCACCGGCGGCACCAGCUUCUGCACCUCGGAUUCGGGAGGUCCUUUGGUCCAGGGCAAUGUCCUAAUCGGCAUCGUGUCCUGGGGAAAGUUGCCAUGCGGUCAGCCCAACUCUCCAUCUGUUUAUGUUCAGGUCUCUUCGUUUAUUUCCUGGAUAGCAGCCAACCAAAAGUUAUAAACUUUCGAUUCUAAAAAGUAAACUGAAUAAAGAUCUUAAAAAUAAGUGCAAAGUCA
Molecule: messenger RNA, 932 nt
Organism: Drosophila rhopaloa
Lineage: Eukaryota; Metazoa; Arthropoda; Insecta; Diptera; Drosophilidae
Product: trypsin-like
Exons: 2
Coding region: 1-876 (291 amino acids)
Biological process (GO): proteolysis
Molecular function (GO): serine-type endopeptidase activity
Source: RefSeq, a predicted model, not a curated record